GUUUCUCAGGUAACAGAAACCCAUGUGCACUUUCUUUUUUUUUUCCCCCAGAACACUCACUCUCUCUCUUUUAACUUCUCCAUUUUCUGUUUUCCGUUACUUAAUUUCAAGGAUUCAUAGUUUCGCCUAUAAAACCGACUACAAAUUACCGAAAUAUAUGCCUUUAUUUAUUUUUUCGACUUUUGAUUUGUUUUUCUUCGGUUCCUUCUUUCUUGAUUGAAUUCACUGUUUCUAACAGGUGAAAUUUUGAAUAUAAUUUUUUUUUUAAGUAUUAUCAGGGAUUAUGAUGGUAAAGAAAGAAAGUCAAUUAUGUACUAUUUACUGCUUACGCCUCUUGAUUUCAUUCUGUUGAAUUCGAUUGCUGCCGUUGGAAGAGUUGUGCUUUCUAUUUGAGAACGGAAUCUCUUAUUUCCUUUGUUUACAGUGUUGAAUUUUGUAAUUUUGAGUUGCUCUGAACAUUGUAAUCUUCAUUUGACAUUUUGAUACUAUCCUAUGGGUAAAAUUGAUUCUUUAGAAACAUAUUUUUGGUAUUAAGCUGUCCAAGUAGUUAUAGAUUUGAACAGUUUGCUUUGCAGCGGAUGCUUCGAAAAUUCCAUGGAAUUGUCAUUGAAUUUGAUUCUAAUCCAAAAGGAAUUUCAAACAUAAAAAUUAGAAUUAAUAGGCCCAAUUCUAAUUUUGAAGCUUCAAAUCCAUGCUCAAUUUUAGACACCAAAUGAACAAUUUCAGAUAUUUGCUGCCGCUUAUAAUUACUCCAAAAGUAAGGAUUAUUGUCAUCACUAGUUAAUUUAAGAUUAUUCAUUUGAGGUUUCAGAUUUCUUUGUUUAACUUAGAUAAGGAUUUUAAUUCUUCUUUUUUUAUUCAAUUUUAAUAGCUCAUUUCUGCUGCUAGGAAUACACAUCAUGGUAUACUUUGUGGUUCACAUUGCACUUUAUUAUAUAACUGAGAAUGCAUAUAAUAUGUCAAAGUGACCCCCCAUUAAUUUGAAAAUUAGGUCAUGAGGUAAUUGCUAUCAAUAAGAAAAGAGAUAAACUGUAGUCAAGGAGAAGGCUCUUAUUGAUAUAGUUGCUGCUGAUCUUUUAGGUUAGUAUUUACACCUAAAACUUACCCAUUACAAUAUGCCAUUAUCUUUUGUGGACAUUUGGGCGUACAAUUAACACCAUGAACCCUCAUCUUUACAUAAGAAGCUAACAGGCUUACCCUUUGGCUGAAUCUGAUGUCUAUAUGUACAGAUUUUUUUAAUGUUAUCUUAAUACUGUUUUGGUCAGACCUGUAUCUAUUGCUGAUUCUAUUUUAAAUAUAAAGGACUAACCAUUUUGAUUUUCAGUGCUCAAUUACCCCCCUUUCUUUGUUAGCUGGUAUUGUUCACUUGUGACAAUUGUAACAACCAGUCUUCUAUAUGUUUUUCUAUUUCGAUACUAUAUUUGUUUUCAACUCUUAGUUCAGGUGAGCUAUACAUCUCCGUGCACGACAGCUCACUGAUAUCAUUUUGUUACAAAACUGACAUGACAUAUGGACAAGUUAGGAUAAAGAUGGGCAAAUGAUUUAUUCUGUAGUUCCAAUCCCCAGCUAAACAAGGACCCAUUAUAACAUGAACUUGAGGAACUGUUUUGUGAUCUGAAUGUAAUCAUGGAGCUGAGUAGCAUCAAAGAUGCAUUUGACCGUGUAGCUAAGAAACAAAAGUUGUCCUCUUCCAAGUCUCAAGAAGUUGUUGACCAGGUGGGGCGUGAAAUUGAGCAGGCAUUGGCAACAAUUCGGUCACCUCAUGACCCCUCAUCUCCUGUUGGCCAGAAAUCCAUUCUUACAGAACUUAAGUAUAAGCUUAAUGAUAUUGGGCCACUUCAACAGUUGGAAGGAUCAAAUAAGGAAUUGAACAUAAGUCUUACCAAGUAUCAAAAACUCCUCGAAAAAUCAUUAAAUCCUGACAUAUCAAAGGCAUACAGAAAUGUGGAGUUUGAUACUCAUAUUGUCAAUCAGAUCAUUGCAAACCACUUUUACCGUCAAGGCUUAUUUGAUCUUGGAGAUAGCAUCAUAAAUGAGGCUGGAGAGCCUGAUGCAACUGCACUAAAAUCUCAAUUCUUGGAAAUGCACCAGAUUGUUGGAGCUAUGAGGGAUAGAAACCUUCAGCCUGCUCUCACAUGGGUCUCUUCCCAUCGAGAGAAACUUAUUCAGAUUGGUUCCAACCUUGAGCUUAAGAUUCACACACUGCAGUUUGUAGAGGUCCUGCAAAAUGGAACCCGAGCUGAUGCCUUAAAAUAUGCCCGAACUUAUCUUGCUCCUUUUGCUUCCCUCAACAAGGAUGAGUUCCAAAAGCUUAUGGGUUGCCUCUUGUAUGCAGGAAGGCUAGAGAGCUCCCCUUAUUCUGAGUUGAUAUCCCCAAUUCAUUGGGAGAUGACAACUGAAGAGUUGGCACGGCAGUUCUGCACUCUCUUGGGGCAGUCCUAUGAGAACCCACUCAGUGUAGCAGUUGCAGCUGGAGUUGAGGGGUUGCCUACACUGUUAAAGCUUGCAAAUGUAAUGGCAGCAAAGAAGCAGGAGUGGCAGGAAAUGAAACAAUUGCCCGUGCCUGUAGAAUUGGGUAAGGAAUUUCAGUUCCAUUCGAUUUUUGUUUGCCCUGUGAGUAGGGAUCAAGGAAGUGAAGAAAAUCCUCCAAUGCUGUUGCCAUGUCUACAUGUCCUUUGCAAGCAAUCAAUUAUGAAGUUAUCAAAAAACAGCACCCGAACAUUCAAGUGUCCAUAUUGUCCAGCCGAUGCUACAGUUGCACAAUGCAGACAGCUGUACUUCUGAUGGUGUUUGUGCAUUUCUCUCACAUAUAUUUCAUUGGUACAAUACAGCAUUUAUAGCUUUGUGGUUGUAUAUAAAUAUUAUAAAAUCUCCUUUACAUUUGAUAAGACCGAGUGAAUAAAAAUUGAAAGAACCUGUCUAUUACCGGGAGCUCUGAUUCCAACAUCCCCGUCCCCGUCUUCCCCUCCCCACAUUGUCUUGGAAUAUCCAAUUUUACCGACAGUUCUUGCUUUUCCAUGUACAGGUGCUUCCAUGAUCUCAGUGCUAUAAAUUAGUAUCAUAAGAUGGCGCACAACUACGUAUAUCUACUGUACUUUUGCGAUCGAUAAAAAUGGUAUU
Abrus precatorius (Indian licorice) is the source of this 3120-nucleotide messenger RNA. Its product is annotated as protein RMD5 homolog. Gene Ontology annotation, molecular function: ubiquitin protein ligase activity; protein binding. Bases 1627 to 2784 code for a protein of 385 amino acids. Gene Ontology annotation, cellular component: nucleus; cytoplasm; GID complex. Lineage: Eukaryota; Viridiplantae; Streptophyta; Magnoliopsida; Fabales; Fabaceae. Gene Ontology annotation, biological process: proteasome-mediated ubiquitin-dependent protein catabolic process. The record is from RefSeq and is a predicted model, not a curated record. The transcript is spliced from 2 exons.